Clupea harengus (Atlantic herring) is the source of this 1079-nucleotide messenger RNA. It is a transcript of the gene tbxtb, whose product is annotated as T-box transcription factor T-like. The transcript has 7 exons. Bases 1 to 1038 code for a protein of 345 amino acids. The record is from RefSeq and is a predicted model, not a curated record. Gene Ontology annotation, cellular component: chromatin; nucleus. Gene Ontology annotation, molecular function: DNA-binding transcription factor activity, RNA polymerase II-specific; RNA polymerase II cis-regulatory region sequence-specific DNA binding. Gene Ontology annotation, biological process: positive regulation of DNA-templated transcription; cell fate specification; mesoderm formation. Lineage: Eukaryota; Metazoa; Chordata; Actinopteri; Clupeiformes; Clupeidae.
AUGUAUUCCUUCUUGCUGGAUUUUGUGGCUGCGGACAAUCACCGAUGGAAAUACGUGAAUGGGGAGUGGGUUCCCGGGGGUAAACCAGAGCCCCUGGCGCCCAGCUGCGUCUACAUCCAUCCAGACUCACCAAAUUUCGGGGCGCACUGGAUGAAAGCUCCCGUUUCCUUCAGUAAAGUGAAGCUUACCAACAAACUUAAUGGUGGUGGCCAGAUAAUGUUGAACUCUUUGCAUAAAUACGAGCCACGUGUCCACAUUGUGCGGGUUGGCGCACCACAGAGAAUGAUCACGAGUCACCCUUUCCCCGAGACGCAGUUCAUCGCAGUGACGGCGUACCAGAACGAAGAGGUCACUGCUCUGAAAAUCAAAUAUAAUCCUUUCGCUAAGGCUUUUCUGGAUGCCAAAGAAAGAAGUGACCACAAAGACAUAUCAGAGGAGGCUGGUGACCAAGGAGGCUAUUCCCAGCUGAGUGGCUGGUUCAUUCCUGGCUCUGGAGCUCUCUGUCCUCCCAGCAAUGCUCACCCCCAGUAUGGAGGCCCUCUGUCCCUGUCUGCACCCCACGGCUGUGACCGCUACUCUUCCUUGAGGAACCAUCGCUCCGCACCCUACCCCAGUCCCUACACCCACCGCACAACCUCCCCUACCGGCUACACAGAGAACUCUUCAGGAUGCCUGUCUGUGCUGCCGGCGGAUAACUGGUCCAGCUUACCCAUGUCUCCCCACUCUGGCAUGCUCCCCCUCAGCCACAGCACCAGCCCCACUAACACCAGCCAGUACCCCAGCCUGUGGUCCAUGAGCAACUCUCUGGCUCCGGUCUCGCAGUCUGGCGGGAUGUCCAGUGGCCUGGGCUCUCCGUUCCUGCGUGGAUCGACGGGCCACUACCCUGGCCUCACGCACCCCCUAGCAACGGCCCAUUCUGGCUCGCCUCUGUACGACAGCGCUGGCUCAGACCUGCAUCACGACUCCUCGCAGUUCGACACGUCACCCCACCUGCGUCUCUCCGCCGCUUGGACACCUGUCACACCCCCUUCUUUAUGAAGACUGUUGCCAGUCAUUUGUGGAUAUUUUAGGCAUCUAUG